AUGAACUCCAGCGCCGUCAACAACAACAUUAUGAACUUGGUUCAAGAUGAUUUUAAAGAUAUGAAUGUCGAAUUCUCUGAAAGAUUUGAUGUAGAUUGUGAAUACAUCAGCAUUGCUGAAGCUCGCAGCGCUGCCGCGGAUUUUGUAUUGCGCUUGAAUGGCACAGACAACAUCUUGAAGAAAGAUAUUUACAAUAUAAAAGCACAGACACUAGUGUGCAAUCACAGAAAAAGAAGAUUACGACUAAAAGGACAAAAGAAUGCUGCACAGCACUGCUUGGACAAUGGCAAUCAUGUCAUCUGUCGAACUUCAGAGUGUCCAGAAAGAAAGCCAAGCAGUUUCCCGCCUGCCAUUUACCAGUUGAAAUAUUGCAAACUGUGUCCAGUUGCUAAUGGUCAAGAUAUUGUCUGGCAAAGGGAUAUCAAUGCAGCCAUUAACAUUCGUUCAAUGCUGGUUUCAUGUAUUGAAUCAGGCUACAAGAUUUUAUCAACGUAUCUCUCGUUGACAAGAGAAGGAGCCUCUGGUGGUGAGGGCGCCACCGUGCAGUCACUUUGGUUGAUUUUGAUCGUCGAAAAUCGUGCCGUUGCAUUAUCAUGGACUAGUGUGCCAAGAACCACCUUAUUUUGGAAAACAUAG
Molecule: messenger RNA, 636 nt
Organism: Rhizopus microsporus ATCC 52813
Lineage: Eukaryota; Fungi; Mucoromycota; Mucoromycetes; Mucorales; Rhizopodaceae
Exons: 6
Coding region: 1-636 (211 amino acids)
Source: RefSeq, a predicted model, not a curated record